AAUAAUGUAGCCCCUGCCGGCUGCAACAUUAUAUAAUUUAUCUUAUUUUUGCUUACAGCGAGAAACAACACCCACCUGAAGGUGUCCACUCAGUCUGUGGAGACUAACCACCCAGAGGACACGUGCCUGAUGGACAUGUCAUCCCAUCAGGAAGAGGAAGAGGUGGUGUCACAUGGACUGAAAGAAAACACCUGCCAGGUGACUUGCCAGAUGGAUGACACUGUGCUGAUGGGGGUUCAGCAGGGACAGCCAGCACCACCGUUACUGCUGGGGAACCUUGGAAGCAUCCAGAACAUUGUGCUGGGACAAAACACGUGGCUGGAUGAUGAGGUGAUGGACCACAGCCAGGCUCUGCUACGUAGACAGUACCCACAGGUUGGAGGUUUGUAUGCUGUCACCAGCCUGACACAGCUGACUUCCUUCAGCUCACCGGCUCAGGGAUUUGUACAGAUUCUUAAUGUGUUUGGCAAUCACUGGGUCACGGUAAGUAACAUAGGCUGUGAGGAAGGUACUUUAAAUGUGUAUGACUCUUUGGGAAUUAAUAAUAAGCAUGAUUUCUGUUCCCAGGUCGUAUCACUGCUGCAGUACAGUGGAAAGACAGUUUGGAUCGGGUGGCCACAUGUACAGCAGCAGCAGGGAUGGAGUGACUGUGGACUGUUUACCAUCGCAAACAGCCUCACACUCUGCAUGGGUGGAGAUCCAGGUAAGUUAUGUUAUGAUCAAAAGCAAAUGCGUGAUCAUCUUUUUUCUUGUUUUGUAGAUGGAUCUCUUACUCCUUUCCCGAGCUGUGAGAGAACCCCCCUCCCAGAGGUACAUUUCUGUGAUGUGGAGGUCUACUGCACAUGCAGGAGACCAUACAGGAUUGCACUGGAGCUGAUGGUGGAAUGCGGGAGGUGUGGCGAAUGGUUCCAUGACCAGUGUGAAGAUCUACAGCCAGAUGACCUCAUAAGUAUGGAGGAGUAUAUGUGCUGCAUUUGCAGAGUUACACACAUGGGUAAGUAUGGUAAGUAAAGGUGAAACAGAUUUAUUAUUUUGUUUUUUACUAUACGUUUUUCUGAACAUUUUAUACUAAGCAUUCCAGCUUAGUAUAUUAUACUAACACUAAAAUUUGGUAAUGCCUGUCAAACAACUUUACCAUAAUUUAUAGCUAUUUACAUAUGUACAGUAGGGCAUUGUUAAUAAGGCUCAUUGUCUUCAGUGUUUAUUUUUCAUGAGCACACAAACUACUUAUUUUGAAGACUUUUUUUUUUUCAGGAGACCCUGAUUCUGUAUUGAGACGUUUUUAUUUGGAGAAAUAUUGCAGAUGCUUUUGCACUUUCAUUUUUAAUUGGUAUGGUAGUCUUAGUUUCUGAGCUACUGAAUUACUGCCUGACUUGAGUAUUUCUGGGGCAGAGAUAUCAAAAGUAAACUGGAUGUCAGUUCUAACACCCACCUUGUUUAAUGUAGUUAUUGUGAACCAGCUGGGGAGGGGUUGAUUCAUUGUAUUUAAGUGAGAUUGUGCCAAAUAAGGUGGGUGUAACAUGAUAUAAAAGUACAGUAAAUGUAAUUCUGAAGUAAUAAACAACUUCACAUUUUACAUGUACAUGUAAUGCUUCAAUUUCAACGUGGUGAGGGGGCUUUUUACCAAAGCUGACCUACAGUAUAGCUUUUU
This is a messenger RNA of Acipenser ruthenus (sterlet), 1651 nucleotides long. RefSeq lists its product as uncharacterized. The coding region runs from base 130 to 1011 and encodes 293 amino acids. The transcript has 2 exons. Lineage: Eukaryota; Metazoa; Chordata; Actinopteri; Acipenseriformes; Acipenseridae. The record is from RefSeq and is a predicted model, not a curated record.